Drosophila virilis is the source of this 707-nucleotide messenger RNA. RefSeq lists its product as uncharacterized. Lineage: Eukaryota; Metazoa; Arthropoda; Insecta; Diptera; Drosophilidae. The record is from RefSeq and is a predicted model, not a curated record.
UUAGUCAGAACAUUUGUAUAUGGCAUUUGGUUAAAAUUAGUUGCUUUCGUUUUUCAAAUUCACGUUAUUUAGACAUCAACAAUGCUUGCAUGAGCGUGGCGUCUCCUCUUUCUGUUUGCAGACGAAAUUCAAAGGAAACGGAGUAAAGUACACACACACACACACACACACACGCAUUUAUCGUGAGGGUUAACAAUUGGCGAGCAGGAUGUGCGACGUGCAGCAGCUGCUCUGCGAUCUGGGGCAGACGUUCAACAAAUUCAAGGAGCUGCGACGCAUCGAGCUGCUCAAGGUGCUCGGCCAGGUGCGUUGCUGUGAAUGCGGCCACAGGCAGCGCAUGCUGAGGGCUCGCGAACGGGCCGGCAAAUGGCCGUCGCGCACACUUCAAUUGCUUACCGCCUGCUUUAUCCUCAUGUUAGCGUUGCUCAUCUGCUGGCUACACUUGGCGCGCAGAUUCAAUCAUGCCCAAACGCACGGCAGCGGCGGCUGUCCCCCAACCUUAUUCUAUACCUACACCGACUGCGAUGUCUAUGUUUAGCAUUCGCUCAUUUCCGGUUAAUUAGAAUCGAUUUAUUGAACAGCCGCAAAUCCUGACGCCAAGCUUCCAGCUAAAGAAACUCUCCAUUUCAGUUUUCCACAUUUUGGUCAGCCCGCAAGAAGCUCUGAAUGAUUGUCAGCUUUUAGAUUGUUUUAUCAUAUAAAUUAAA